AACCAGAGAGAGAGGGGCAGCGUGGACUCCAUAGAAAUAGCAAAAAUACCCAAACAGAGCGGCUAACGCGGAGCUAAACACAGUUUUGAUGACCCGAUGGGGAGUCUGAAGAGAACAAUCAACACAGGAGGACAAAACAAAAACGUGUGGAUCGGCCUGUGAAGGCUUGUGGGUGCGAAGAAGAACGUCGCUUUUGUGAGGAAAUUCGUCGCUUUCUGUCGGUAUUGAACAAAGCUGGAAACGACUGGACGCGAAAGACGGCUGAAAAGUUUCCGGUUAGACACAGAGGAUCUGUGCUUGGCAAUGCCUCUGCCGAGCAUCAGUGGGAUGGAUCCUCCUUUUGGGGAUGCCUUUGACAACUACACCUUUACUGACCAGGCACUGACCAGUACAGAUCUGCUGGCGAGCAGCUCGGACCCUGACUUCAUGUACGAAUUGGACAGAGACAUGACUUGCCGGCAGAGCCCAAGGGCGGACAUCUUCUCGUUCGGAGACUGCAAGGAGAUCGAGAGCAUCGAGCACUUGACGGAGAUCCUGGACACCGACCCCACCUACAACUCCAACUUCGAGCAGUGGGACACGUACUGGGAGGACCUGACCAAGUACACCAAGCUGACCAGCUGCGACAUCUGGGGGACGAAGGAGGUGGACUUCCUGGGGCUGGACGACUUCUCCAGCCCCUACCAGGACGAGGAGGUGAUCGGGAGGACGCCCACGCUGGCGCAGCUCAACAGCGAGGACUCGCAGCCCGUGUGCGAGACGCUCUACCACCCAGACCUGCUGCAGAGCCAGAAGCAGCACAGCGGCCCGCCCCCGUCCCACGGCAAGAAGCCGGCCAGCAGGCAGGCCGCCCCCAGCUCGUCCUCGGCCAGAAGCCUGCUCCCGGACUACGCCGAGGGCUCCCAGAAGGCCACCCGGCCCGUUCCCUCCAGCACAGAGACCAUGUCCAAGGCCCAGGCUCCGGGGCUCAAGGCGACGGCCCCGCCCACGGGCGGCAAGGACUACGUGCGCAAGGCCAAGGUGCGCAUCAGCGGCCUGCACCGGCCCGUGACAGACGCCACGCUGCUGCAGGCCAACAUCACCGUCAGCUCGCCCUUCGCCGACGGCCCCGCCGCGGCCGCCGUGUCCGCCCCCGUCGCUCCGGCCGCCGCCCCCGCCAUCGCGCCGGCCGGCGGCGGCGCAGUUGCCGCCGCCUCCCCCUGCACUGAGAAGAAAGUGGACAAGCCCCGGCUGGAGGUGGCCCCCGUUCAGGAAAGUGGCUCGGCCCAGGCAACGGGCUGCCAGCUCUUCCCCGUGGCGGGAGGCAGCCAGGGCCUCCUCCACACCAACGCCCUGGGGGGCGACACUCCCAGGGAGAAGGAGGAGGAGCACAACUACUCCCUGUUCGUGACCCAGGGAAAGCUGGCCGGAAAGGUGGAGCCGGACAUGGAGGAGGAAGAGGAGGAGGAGGAAGAGGAGGAGGCGGCGGAGGAGGCGGAGCUGGACGACGAAGACCAUGACGAGGGCUUUGGCAGCGAGCACGAACUCUCGGAGAACGAAGAGGAAGAGGAGGAUGAGGAAGAGGACUACGAGGAUGACAAGGAUGAUGACAUAAGCGACAGUUUCUCCGAGCCAGGUUGUGAUAACGAUGUUGUGGAGGAUGUGAAAGGCUUGACGGCGGGGUUCUCUCGGAAGAGGGGCAAGCGCCGGUACUUCUGGGAGUACAGCGAGCAGCUCACCCCCUCCAAGCAGGAGCGCAUGCUGAAGCCCUCUGAGUGGGACCGGGACACACUGCCUAGCAACAUGUACCAGAAGAAUGGACUGCACCACGGGAAGCACACGGUGAAGAAGUCCCGGCGCACGGACGUGGAGGACCUCACCCCCAACCCGCGCAAGCUGCUGCAGAUCGGGAACGAGCUCCGCAAGCUCAACAAGGUGAUCAGCGACCUGACGCCCGUCAGCGAGCUGCCGCUGACCGCCCGGCCCCGCUCCCGCAAGGAGAAGAACAAGCUGGCCUCCAGGGCCUGCAGACUGAAAAAGAAAGCGCAGUAUGAAGCCAACAAAGUCAAGCUCUGGGGCCUCAACACAGAAUACGAUCGACUUCUGUUUGUGAUCAACGGGAUUAAAGAGGAAAUUGUGAACAGAGUGCAGGAUCUGACAGAUGACAAGGGAACAAGCAUGGCUGAAAAACUUGACCGACUUAUCAGCGAAACCCUAGUGAAGUCACCUGUUGCCGGGCAGACGUCGGAUUUUGUGAACCAGAUUUUGGAGAACACAGCCGGGGGGGACCCCACGGGGGGUCUGGUGGGGCUCCGCGUCCCCACAUCGAAGGUUUAGGGAGGCGCUCUGGAGGCCCCUGGAGCAGAGGAGUCCCAUCCACCACCAUCCCUGUCCCAACACUGUAACACCGUUCUGUUCUGCAUGU
Molecule: messenger RNA, 2404 nt
Organism: Megalops cyprinoides (Indo-Pacific tarpon)
Lineage: Eukaryota; Metazoa; Chordata; Actinopteri; Elopiformes; Megalopidae
Product: CREB3 regulatory factor-like
Exons: 9
Coding region: 304-2316 (670 amino acids)
Biological process (GO): response to unfolded protein; regulation of transcription by RNA polymerase II
Cellular component (GO): nucleus
Molecular function (GO): DNA-binding transcription factor activity, RNA polymerase II-specific; RNA polymerase II transcription regulatory region sequence-specific DNA binding
Source: RefSeq, a predicted model, not a curated record